Pichia kudriavzevii is the source of this 3129-nucleotide messenger RNA. RefSeq lists its product as uncharacterized. Lineage: Eukaryota; Fungi; Ascomycota; Pichiomycetes; Pichiales; Pichiaceae. Gene Ontology annotation, molecular function: protein binding. The transcript has a single exon. Gene Ontology annotation, cellular component: transcription factor TFIIIC complex. The record is from RefSeq and is a predicted model, not a curated record. The coding region runs from base 1 to 3129 and encodes 1042 amino acids. Gene Ontology annotation, biological process: transcription by RNA polymerase III.
AUGACUAGCCCGAGGAGCACUUCACAUAACGGAGCAGACUUUGAUUUGGAUCACUUUUCAAAGGAUCAAUUGCGCCAGUUACUAGAUGACGAUGAUUACAAUGAAGAAGCGUUGGAGUUUUCAGACGACAAUGAUGACUCUAUUAACGAUGGUUAUUCAUUAAACGGAGAAGAAGAGGAGGAAGAGGAGGAGCAAGAUGAUGAAGAUAUUGAUCUUCAAGGAGAUGCCCUUGAAGAUGCCGAUGAUGAUUCGGAGCUGUCUGAUUUUGAAGACUCAGCUGAGAGUAAGCAAAAAAGAUAUCAAACCUUAGCUGACUUAGGGUUUGACAACGAUGAUGAAGCACACGAUUCAAACAGUGAUAAUGAUUCGGAUGACGAAUUCACUUUUAGGAACGCAUUGCGUGAAGCUAGAAAUUUCAAAGUCAAGAGAAAGAGACCUAAAAAACGUGGCGGAUUGGCAGCUAUGAGGAGAAGGAUGAGACGUACGGAGCUUGAUCCCGAAGUAAAGUUACUCUUGUCACAAGCCAAUGAAGCAUUUGCAAUGAACGAGCUGGAUAAAGCAAUAAAAAUUUACAAACAAGUGAUUAAAUUAGAUAAAAACAAUUUUAGUGCAUACAAAACUCUAGGUGAAAUUUAUCGUAUGCAAAAUGACGUCAAUAGAUGUUCAAAUAUCUGGCUAUUGGCAGCUCAUUUGAAUCCCGGAGAUGUUGACUUCUGGAAAACGGUAGCCGAGUUAUCAGUUGAACUAGGUCAUUUCAAACAAGCUAUUUAUUGCUACAGACGUGCCAUCAGUGCAAGCAAAGGCAAAGAUUAUGACGCCAUAUUUUCACGUGCGUGUCUAUAUAGAGAAGUUGGAAAGUAUAAGAGAGCCUCUAGCGGUUUGCUCAAGAUUCGCUCUGUUUUGCCAUCGGAUUCCAAAAUUGUUAGAGAAUUGGCAAAAGUUUAUGUUGAGGAAGGUAGAGUUAACGAUGCAAUCUCAUUAUAUACGAAAAUCUUAGAUGACAAUGUGAAAUACAGAAAACUAGUUGAUAAAGGAGAGUCAGUAACGUUGGAGAAUAUUAUAUUUGACUGGUCUGAAUUGAAUAUUUUAUCAGAGUUGUAUGCAUCUAAAGCAGCAUGGGUGUUAGGUAUCAAGGCCUUGAGACAAGUAUCUCGUUGGAUUCAGGAAAGAGAAGAACAGACAUUCUGGGAUGAAAAUCCAAAUAAUGAUAUUGAAUUUGAUGAAAGAAGGCUAGAUCAUCCUCGAUUUCAAAAGUUGAAGGCAAGAGAUGGCUCUUUAGAUUAUUCCCUCCCUAUUGACAUUAGGGUCCAGUUGGGAAUUUUUAGGCUUAAUAAUAAGCAGGAAGAAGAGUCAUUGAAGCAUUUUUCAGUUUUGUUGGACCAGCCUGUAGAAGAAACUCCGGAUUUAUUUUUUAAAGUGGGUAUGGAGUUGGAAAGUUUUGGUUUGUUUAAGGAAGCUUUGGAGUUCUUGAUCCCUUUGUCGUAUCACGAGGAAUACAAUACGUAUGAACUGGUGACUACUAUAGCGAGAUGUUUGAGAGAAACAGAAGAUUUUGAGAAUGCCAAGGAUACUUAUAUCAGACUUCUCGAAUUUGAUAAGGAUAAUGUUGAACUGAAGGUUGCUCUUGCAGAAUGUUAUUUUUAUCUAGAUGAUAUCGAACAAGCCAACAGGCUGUAUAGAGAUGCGAAGUUGGAAAGAUUGAGGGAGAGAACAAAAAAUGAGGAGCAUGAGACCAGAGAAUCCAUUUUGAGUGAAGAGGAGGAAGAAGAGGAUGAUCUAGGAUUUGGACAAAAUGAUAUUGGUCAAACACAAGCUAUUAUUGAAGACUAUCCGGUUAAAAAGAAGAAGAAGAAAAGGGUAAAAUAUACGAACGACGAACUCAAGACAAUGUCAUUGAAAUCUGAGAUUCGAGUUAAAAAAUUGUACACAAAAUGUUCAAGCAUCUUAAAGCAAAUCGAAGAUCUACAAACGGGAGAUCUAACCGAAGUGGAAGAGGAAUCACUAAAGGUUAGAACUAGGGUUUGGAUUGAACUUGUUUCCGAUUUAAUCACAAUAUUUACCAUGUACAAAAUGUUUUUUCCUCAAGAUAAGUUGGUUGCAUUCAACACCAGACUACGGUUAAGAACGGCCAAACUAAAUAUCGAUCAAAAGCUCUUGAGAAUGAAAUAUUUGCAAACUGAAAUUAUCUUGACACAGCAAUAUUCUAAUGACGAAAUUCCUGAAAUUGGGUUCAAGGGAUUGACAUAUGAACAGUGGUACUAUGUCUUUGUUAAAUAUGCCCUAUUGGUGGCAGAAUUUGAGAAAGACACCGAAACUGCUACCUCCGUCGAAGAAAUUAUUCGACAUGCAAUUGUCUUCAAAGAAAAAGAACUAACCACCAGAUUGGUGGGGCUUUCUGUUGGAAUAUUGACACAGGAUUCCCAAAUUAUCAUGAAUCAAACUAGGGGUUUGAUGAAUGAGUAUCAAUUUGCAAGUGAUUCAUUCAGGCUAUACCUUGCCAGCUUUAUUCCAAAUAGCGAGAUGGAGCAGAAAUACGCUGAUGCACCCUCACAAAAGUUCUUAUUGCGUCAAAUCAAGGCGUUCGACUAUUUAAAAGAUCCUGGAAACGAUGCUAUUGUCGGAAAAGCUACCAUCACUAAAACUAAUGUUGAUCUUUCUAAAGAUCAUUUCACUCUGAAUUACAUAUACGCUUCCUAUCUCUUUAUGAAUAAAUCAUACACGUCUGCCUUGGUGUACUUGAUGAAACUUUAUUACUCUUACCCAAAUAAUCCAGAAUUGCUGUUUUUGCUAUCAUUAGCAAAUCUUCACAGGUCAGUUCAAAGGAAGACCCUAAAUUCUAGUUUUCAAGUUCUACAAGGUCUUUCUUAUAUGAUGGAAUAUAUAAAGACUAAAGACCAAAGUGAUCCGUAUUACAGAAUGGAGGCACUAUACAAUUUAGGCCGAUAUUUUAACCUGUUAGGUCUUGACCAUAUAGCAGUUGUAUUCUAUGGACGUGUUUUGAAUAUUGAAGUCGAUGAUUCGGCGUAUGACCUAAAGAAGGAAGCUGCCCACAACCUCUAUACGAUAUACAAUCUCAACGGAAAUCAUGCACAAGCAGAAGCGAUUAUGGAUGAAUAUCUGGUUAUUUGA